AUGCCUUCAUCCACAGAGACGCCGGCUUCGGCUGUCCGAGUGCUCCCUCUCACGCCCUUCACACCCGACCUCUACGAGCGCGCGUGGUGCUCCGUACCCCAUCCGACCCUCCCUCUCAUCGCGACCGCCUACGGCAAAUCAGUCAGGAUCUUUUCCCUGUCCUCCCUCUCCUCCCACAGCAUCCUGACCGGCGGCCAUACGCGAUCCAUCCGCUCGGUGGCCUGGAAGCCCAACCUCCCUCCCCACCAGCUGUGCCUCGUCACCGGCAGCUUCGACUCCACAGCCGGCCUCUGGCGCUGGGACGGCGAGCUCCCCUUCGCGGGCGGCGACGCAGCCUCCUCGGCCGCGGAGCCUCUCGAGAUCGACCUCAGCGGCGCGGCGAAACGGCGCCCCCGCGGUGACGCGGAUAGCGACGGCGACAAGGACUGGGAGUUCACGCUGGUCCUCGAGGGUCACGACUCGGAGAUUAAGGGCGUUUCCUUCGCCCCCUCGGGCGCCUACCUCGCCACCUGCAGCAGAGACCAGACCGUUUGGGUCUGGGAGGACGUGGGCGUCACCGAGGGUGACGACGAGUGGGAGACGGUCGCCGUCCUGAACGAGCACAACGGCGACAUGAAGGGCAUUGCGUGGUGCCCCGACGUGCCUGGCCGCAACUCGCGGAGGCGCUACAGCGCUGACGUCCUCGCGAGCGCGAGCUACGACAACACGAUCCGCAUAUGGCGUGAGGACGGCGACGGCGAAUGGGUGUGCGUCGCGGUGCUCGAGGGCCACGACGCCACCGUCUGGGGUGUGCAGUGGGAGCAGAAGCCGAGGGACGACGGCGGCUUCCCGCGGCUGCUCAGUUAUUCGGCUGACCAGACGAUACGGAUAUGGAGCCUGCAGGCCGAGGACGAGGACGAGGACGACGGGCCCGGCGCCGCCUUCCGCGGCGGGCUGGGCGGCAUCCCCAACACGAUGCGGAGGUCGCUGCGCGAGGACUGGGUUUGCACCGCCGUCCUGCCCAAGGCCCACACCCGCGACAUCUACUCGGCCACCUGGAGCGCCACCUCGGGAAUGGUGGCCAGCACCGGGAGCGACAGCGUCAUCGCGGUCUACCGCGAGGACGACGCGGACGGCACGGGACCCGAGGCAUCGGCGGAUACGGGGGCGACUGCUACCACCGGGGACGGCGCGGUGGCCACCCCAAGGAAGCCCGGCGAGCUGCCGGCGGGGUCGGGUCGGUGGCACGUCGUCGCCGAGGUGCCCAACGCCCACGGCCCAUACGAGAUCAACCACAUCACCUGGUGCAAGAGGUACGACGCGGGGUCGGAGAACAAGGGUGUCGAGGAGAUGCUCGUCACCACGGGGGACGAGGGGCUCGUCAAGCCUUGGCAGGUGAUGGUGUCAUGA
Colletotrichum graminicola M1.001 is the source of this 1389-nucleotide messenger RNA. Its product is annotated as WD domain-containing protein. The record is from RefSeq and is a predicted model, not a curated record. Lineage: Eukaryota; Fungi; Ascomycota; Sordariomycetes; Glomerellales; Glomerellaceae. Gene Ontology annotation, biological process: iron-sulfur cluster assembly. Gene Ontology annotation, cellular component: cytosolic [4Fe-4S] assembly targeting complex. Gene Ontology annotation, molecular function: protein binding. The transcript has a single exon. The coding region runs from base 1 to 1389 and encodes 462 amino acids.